Molecule: messenger RNA, 3870 nt
Organism: Helianthus annuus (common sunflower)
Lineage: Eukaryota; Viridiplantae; Streptophyta; Magnoliopsida; Asterales; Asteraceae
Product: trafficking protein particle complex II-specific subunit 120 homolog
Exons: 10
Coding region: 80-3559 (1159 amino acids)
Cellular component (GO): trans-Golgi network
Source: RefSeq, a predicted model, not a curated record
GGCUGAUAAGUACUCCCAAAGAAACAAACACCCCCAACUCCGCAACCGAUCUAGUCCCAAACUGAAAUCCCAAACCACAAUGGAGCCUGACGUCAGCAUCGACACCAGUUCCAUGAUCCGGAUCGCGGUCAUCCCAGUCGGAGAAAUCCACCUCCACCUCUUCCGCAAAUACGCCGGAAUGCUCGCUCGCCACCACAACAUCGAACUCUCUACUAUCACUUCCUUCUACACCGAACACCAGAAAUCUCCCUUCACUAAUCAGCCCUGGGAUUCCGGCAGCCUCCGCUUCAAGUUUAUUGUAGGAGGAUCUCCGCCCAGUCCCUGGGAGGAUUUCCAAUCCAAUCGGAAAAUUCAUGCGGUUAUCGGCAUCUGUCAUUGUCCUUCUGCUCCUGAUCUUGAUACUGUUGUUGAGCAGUUUGCUGUUGCUUGUAAAGGAUACUCUUCUUCUGUUGUUCAACGCUGUUUCGCUUUCUCUCCUGCAGAUUCACAGCUAGCGGAUGGGAAGGACAGAGGAAAUAAGUUAGCUUUGUUUCCUCCUGCUGACCAGCGGACUCAAGAAAUUCACUUGCAAACAAUGAUGCAAGACAUUGCUGCUUCACUUCUAAUGGAAUUUGAAAAGUGGGUUCUUCAAGCAGAAUCUGGUGGGACUAUUUUAAAGACACCUUUAGAUUCUCAAGCCAGUCUCAGCUCAGAGGAGGUGAUUAAAGCAAAAAAGAGGAGACUUGGCAGAGCACAGAAAACAAUUGGAGAUUAUUGUUUACUAGCUGGAUCACCUGUUGAUGCCAAUAAUCAUUAUUCUACCGCUUUAGAACUUGCCAGGUUGACUGGGGACUAUUUUUGGUUUGCUGGCGCAAUGGAAGGUGGCGUUUGUGCCUUGUUGAUGGAUAAAGCAGUUCAUAAGGACCCAGUUAUAGAGGAGGAGGUCAAGUAUCGUUACAAUAGCGUCAUUGUGCAUUACAGGAAGUCAUUUAUACAAGACAAUGCUCAGAGGGUCUCACCCCUCAGCUUUGAAUUGGAAGCUACUCUGAAGUUAGCAAGAUUUCUUUGCAGACGUGAGCUGGCUAAGGACGUAGUGGACCUUUUGACUGCUGCUGCAGAUGGAGCGAAAGCUUUAAUUGAUGCAAGUGAUAGACUGAUAUUAUACAUUGAGAUAGCCCGUUUAUAUGGAACUCUUGGUUAUCACAGGAAAGCUGCCUUUUUCUCCAGGCAGGUGGCUCAGUUAUAUUUGCAACAGGAAAACAAUUUGGCUGCUAUUAGUGCCAUGCAAGUGCUGGCUCUAACUACAAAAGCAUAUCGUGUUCAAAGUAGAGCUUCCAUUCCCAAACAUGCUGUUUUCAAUGAUGUUGGGUCAUCAAUUGCUGAUGGUGGAAAGAUGCAUCAUCACUUGGUAGUUUCUCUAUUUGAGUCGCAAUGGAGCACCUUGCAGAUGGUUGUACUAAAGGAGAUACUUCUCUCUGCUGUUCGUGCUGGAGAUCCGCUUGCUGCAUGGAGUGCAGCGGCACGUCUACUAAGAUCUUACUAUCCUCUAAUAACACCUUCAGGUCAAAAUGGGCUUGCAAGUGCGCUCAAUAAUUCAGCUGAACGACUUCCUUCUGGAACUCAUUGUGCUGAUCCUGCUUUACCUUUCGUGAGGUUGCAUUCACUUCCUCUGCAUCCAUCACAGAUGGACAUUAUAAAAAGAAAUUCUGCUAGAGAGGAUUGGUGGGCCGGAUCAGCUCCUUCUGGGCCUUUUAUAUAUACGCCAUUCAGCAAAGGAGAUUCAACCAACAACAGUAAGCAAGAACUUGUUUGGGUCGUUGGAGAACCCGUUCAAGUGUUGGUGGAAUUAGCAAACCCUUGUGGAUUUGACUUAUUGGUUAAUAGCAUAUAUCUUUCUGUGCAUUCUGGAAAUUUCGAUGCUUUUCCAAUCAGUGUUACUCUCCCCCCUAAUUCCUCUAAAGUGAUCAGUUUAUCCGGAAUUCCAACUAAAGUGGGCCCCGUGAAUAUCCCCGGAUGCCUUGUUCAUUGUUUUGGUGUAAUUACUGAGCAUUUCUUUAAGGAUGUUGAUAAUUUGCUUCUAGGAGCUGCACAAGGGCUUGUUAUUUCUGAUCCUUUCCGGUGCUGUGGGUCCGGAAAGCUGAAAACGACAGCUGUACCAAGCAUUACAGUUGUAUCUUCACUGCCAUUGUUGGUUUCACACAUUGUUGGUGGUGAUGGUGCUGUUAUAUUGUAUGAAGGAGAGAUUCGUGAGCUUUGGAUUAGUGUGGCCAAUGCUGGCACAGUGGCGGUUGAGCAGGCACAUAUAUCGUUGUCAGGGAAAAAUCAAGAUUCCGUCAUAUCCAUUGGCUAUGAUGCAUUAAAAUCUGCUCUUCCAUUAAAGCCUGGUGCUGAAGUAACCAUACCGGUCACUUUGAAAGCUUGGCAGCUUGGCUUGGUGGAUCAUGAUGCCAUUGCUAGUAAGAGCACAUUUGUUAACGUGACAAGGCCGCUAAAGGAUGCAAGCAGCCCAAUGUUAUUAAUCCAUUAUGCAGGUCCUGCAGAGAACCAAGGAGAGCUGACAGAAAGUGUUAGCGUUGUGCCACCUGGACGGCGCCUUGUGACUCCCUUAAACGUGUGUGUUUUACAGGGCUUAUCUUUUGUUAAAGCUCGCUUGCUAUCAAUGGAAAUUCCUGCUCACGUGGGAGAGAUUUCAAAUAAUUCAUCGGAUAAUGAUUCUGCUGAUAGGUUGGUGAAAAUUGAUCCCUAUAGAGGAAGCUGGGGCCUAAGAUUUCUUGAACUUGAGUUAUCUAAUCCAACAGACGUUGUGUUUGAGGUCGGUGUCUCCGUCCAGCUCGAGAGUGACGAAACUUCUUCAGAAUUUGAUUACCCCAAAACAAGAAUAGACAGAGAUUACAGUGCGAGAGUACUAAUACCACUGGAGCACUUUAAACUACCCGUUCUUGACGGUUCUUUUCUUGCAAGCAAUUCACUGUCAAACGGGGAUGGUAAAACCUCGGAGAAGAAGAAGAAAGCGGAACUCAACGCUUAUAUAAGGAAGCUGAUUUCAAAGAUUAAAGUUAGGUGGGUGUCGGGGCGAAACAGUUCUGGGGAGUUGCAUAUUAAGGAUGCCACACAAGCAGCCCUUCAGACAUCAAUCAUGGAUGUUUUACUGCCAGAUCCUUUGACCUUUAGUUUCCGGCUUGUUAAAGAAGUAAAUUCUAAGGAUGGCGGUGAUGUGCUGGCACAUGACAUGACACCCAUGGAGGUUUUGGUCCGGAAUAACACCAAGGAUUCUAUUAGUAUGAAUCUUAGCAUUACUUGCAGAGACGUAGCCGGUGAAAACUGCAUUGAAGGCACCAAUUCUGCUGUACUAUGGUCUGGUGCUUUAAGUGGCAUGAAGGUGGAUGUUCCUCCUCUUGAAGAGAUCAAACAUUCGUUUUGUUUGUAUUUCUUAGUCCCGGGUGAGUACACAUUAUUGGCUGCUGCAGUUAUAGAUGAUCCUAACGAAAUUAUGAGGGCUCGUGCACCGUCUUCUUCACCUGAUGAGCCAAUCUUUUGUCGAGGGCCGCCUUAUCAUGUUCGCGUAAAUGGUACUCUCUAAGUCUUCAUGUUGCAUACAAAGGGUCGACAUCUCUCCCACAUAUAUUUUAUAUAUAAAAACACGUAUGCAUCCAUAUAUAUAUGUGUAUGCGAGUAUCUCACCUGAGUAUGUGCAUUUGUUUGUAAUGUGUUGUAACAUUUUGAACUUUUUUUAUCACUCGUAAUCGUAUCAAUCAAAACCCUGUGUGUAUGUGAGGACUUUUUACUGUUACUGAUACUUUAAGAGUUACAUUGUUAGUCUGGUAUGAUAUUUUAUACCCUAUUUAUGGGCCUAAAAAGACUGCUAGUUACUAUUGUUGGUGAUUUUUGUAA